AUGAGGGUUCGAAGGACCUGCGGCUUGCUCAGGAUGCCACAGCCCUUUCAGACUGAGCGCAAUGGCUCUUGGAGGAGUUUCGUGUCCCGUUCCCCAAGCCCGCUUAGUGGGGCAGUAGGGGCGGGAUGGCCCCCGAGGACCGCGGAUUGCAGACAGUUCAGGGAGGUCGGGCGCGGCACCUGGAGCCACCCGGAGCCGCUCCACCCGGGAGUCUCCGCCCGUCCGGCGGCCGGCCCCGAGGACGCGGAUCCGAGGAGAGGUGGGGCGGGCCGCGCCCCGGAGCCCAAGCGCAGGUUCCCCGCAGCCGUCGGCCGAGUCCGGAGAGGGGCCGGGGGUGAUCAUCACCUGAGUCGGCAGCUAAGCGGGACUCCGUACGCCCGUCAACGCCCCCACCCGGUGGCCAAGCCCUUGAGCGGUGAAGGAGGUUUGGCACCGCUCCCACUGGAGCCGGGAGGGGACGGACGGCGGCGGACUAGACCCUUGGACUCGACCCGCAGCCGGACGUUAGCGUUUCUGCGGGGGCGUGGAGAGCAGGGCUGGAGGACGGUCGCCAGGGCCGUCCCUAACGCUAGGCGCCCCCAGCAGGCCGGAGGGACCACCUUUCCCAGGUUCGCGCUGCCCUCGGGCACGACAGCCACCAUGUCUUCACCCCCGGUGGAUUCGUCGGGCUCCCCACGCCGGGACCACGCCUGA
Rangifer tarandus platyrhynchus (Svalbard reindeer) is the source of this 693-nucleotide messenger RNA. NCBI's taxonomy places the organism in Eukaryota, Metazoa, Chordata, Mammalia, Artiodactyla, Cervidae. The record is from the annotation of a GenBank genome assembly.